This is a messenger RNA of Mobula hypostoma (lesser devil ray), 3011 nucleotides long. RefSeq names its product seizure related 6 homolog (mouse)-like 2 (gene sez6l2). Lineage: Eukaryota; Metazoa; Chordata; Chondrichthyes; Myliobatiformes; Myliobatidae. Gene Ontology annotation, biological process: synapse maturation; regulation of protein kinase C signaling. The record is from RefSeq and is a predicted model, not a curated record. Gene Ontology annotation, cellular component: endoplasmic reticulum; neuronal cell body. The coding region runs from base 266 to 2902 and encodes 878 amino acids. The transcript has 18 exons.
UGAUUGGCUUACGCGGCUGACGAACGUGCCCCAUCUCCAAUGGGGACGCCGGGCCUUUCCGUCACGUGUGCGGGAGCUGUCCGGCCAGUCGGGUGCUGAAGCUGCGGACGGACGUGGGGCGGAAGCGGGAGCGGGAGCGACGCAACGGGCAGCCGGGUCCCAGGUCCCGGCCCUCGGCAGCGCCGCCAGAGCAGCCACCGGCCAUCCCCCCCUCCCCCGCCCGCCCGCCCGCCCGCCAAACCCUCCACCGAGACGGGUUGCGGAGAUGGCGGGAGCGGCGCUUUUCUGCGUGGCAGGGCUUUUGGCAAACUCUCUCUUCCUCCCGAGAUCUCUGGGGACCUGGAACGUCACCUAUGUGGACCUGCCCUUAGUGGACGAGGUGACAGCGAGGACUGAGGAAGUUUCGGAGUCCCUGGGGCAGCUCAUCCACAAUUCUCUGCUCACGAAGCAUUUUGAGGAUGACCAGAAGCUGUUGACAGGAACCGGAGAGACCCCGAGGCAGCCAGGCAGUGCAACCCCCACCAACCCGCUGACCCCGCUCAGCUUCACCCCCCCAGCCUGGGGCCAGGGGCCGUCAGCGCCCCCCACAGGAGGGGAGGAGGAGACGACCACCACCCUCAUCACCACCACGACUGUUACCACGGUGCAGACUCCAGUGUUGUGUAACAUGAACGUGAUGGAGGCUGAGGGGAUGAUUGAGUCCCUCGAGUACUCGGGCUCCCCGUUGUACAGUGGCCUCGACUGUUCCUACGUCAUCUCUGUCUACACCGGCUACGGGGUCGAGCUGGAGGUGGAGGUGCUGAACCUGCUGGCGGGGGAGCUACUGACGGUGGAGGGGCUGCAGGAUGAUGGGCCGCUCCUCCUGGCAAACGAGGCACUGAUGUCGGAGGGGCAGAGCAUCCGUACCCAGAGCCGCCAGGUCCUCGUCCACUUCCAGAGCCCCCACUCCGCCUACCCCGGGGCCUUCCGCUUCCGCUGCCGGGCCUACCCGCUGAGCUGUGCCCUUCCGGUGCGGCCCGCCUACGGGCAGUUGUGGGUGUCGGGUCUCCGGCCUGGGGCCGUCUCCACGUUCCGCUGUGACCCGGGCUUCCAGAUGCAGGGAGCCGCGGCCAUCCGCUGUCUCAACCUCACCAGGCCACAGUGGAGCGGCCCCGAGCCACACUGCAUGGCUAUCUGUAGAGCCACCAUCCACAAUGCCACAGUGGGACAUAUACUGUCCCCGGCCCCGGGCUCCACCCACUCCCCGAACCUCACCUGCCAUUGGCUGAUCCAGGCUCCACCCGCCCACAGGCUCCACCUGCACUUCGAGCGACUCUCAUUGGACGAGGACACUGACAGGCUGAUCAUCCGGAAUGGAAUUGCGCCAGGAGCACCAGCCAUCUUCCACUCGGACAUCGAUGACAUUCCCGAGGGCGGGAUCGUCAGCGACUCCCGGGAGAUCUUCGUGGAGCUGGUAUCCGAGAACUCAGCACUGCCACUUGUCCUGGCUUUGCGAUAUGAGGCCUUUGAGCGAGACCACUGCUAUGAACCGUUUGUUGCCCAUGGGAACUUCACCUCCAACAUCCCUUUGUUCGAGGUGGGCUCUAUCGUCACCUUCUCUUGCCUCCCUGGUUACGCCCUGGAGCAGGGGGCAGGGGCCAUCGAGUGUAUUGACCCCCAGGACCCCCACUGGAACAGCAGUGAGCCCAUCUGUCGAGCCACCUGCGGAGGGGACAUGUCCGAGGUAUCUGGAGUGAUCUUCUCACCAGAAUGGCCCGAGGUUUAUGGCAGGAACCAGGACUGUGUGUGGACCUUGCACGUCCGAGAGGACCGGCGGAUGGUCAUCGACGUGGAGAUCCUGAACAUCCGACGGAACGACAUCCUGUCGGUGUUUGACGGGCCGGACCUGAACUCGCGGGUGCUGGGCCAGUACCUGGGGCAGAGGCAGCGCUUCAAGCUGUUCAGCACCUCCUGCCACGCCACCAUCCAGUUCCAGUCUGACAGCCGGCAGCCGGCCCUUGGGGAGACCCAGGGCUUCAUCAUCCACUUCGCUGAGAUGCUGCGAAAUGACACCUGCCCCACCCUGGGCCCCAUUCCGCAUGGCUGGAAGUCCCUCUCCCAUUCCAGCCUGGUCCGGGGAACGGUGGUGACCUAUCAGUGCGAGCCCGGCUAUGACAUCGUCGGCGCCGACAUCCUCAUGUGCCAGUGGGAUCUCUCCUGGAGCAACCCGCCCCCGACUUGUCAGAAAGUGCUGUCCUGCCCAGAUCCCGGGGACGUUCCCCACGGACUGCGCCUCACCCCGGGUUUGCGUUUCCCGGUGGGCUCGCGUGUACAGUAUGCCUGUGAGGAGGGUCACUCGAUGGAGGGCAGCGCCACCCUCACCUGCCUCGGCCGCAAUGCCCUGCGUCCCAAAUGGAGCGCGCCCCCGCCCACGUGUGUCUUGACACACCAGCCCUGCCUGAACCCUGGCGUCCCUGACAACGGCUACCUGACACUCUACAAGCAGCACUACCGGGCCGGGGAGAUCCUCCACUUCUUCUGUUACGAAGGCUUUGAGCUGGUCGGCCAGGCGAGCAUCACCUGCCUCUCUGGCCGCCCCUCCCACUGGAGCAGCCCCUCUCCCUUCUGCAAAGUCACCUACGAAGGAUUGUAUGAUGCCCAUAACCUGCAAGUGUCUAAGGCGAGUGGCCCCGCCCACCAGGUGGUGGGUGGACACAUUGUGCUGGCCAUCAUCCUGCCAAUCAUCCUGGUCAUCCUCCUGAUUGGUGGGAUCUACCUCUACUACACCAGGUUCCAAGGCAAAUCAUUUUUCCGGAACCCACUGUCCAAAUCCCACUCGUACAGCCCCAUCACCGUCGAAUCGGACUUCAACAAUCCACUGUUCGAGGCCGGAGAGACCCGUGAGUAUGAGGUUUCGAUCUAACCCAUCGCCUCAUUUGCUGCGUCAUCAACGUGAAUCACCAUCGUCUCUCUGGGCCUCGUCUCACUGCCUGCUCAGUCUGGCCCCCACUCUAUCCCCCCUUCCUCCUCCC